AUGUCGAAGGAGAGAAUGGGAGAGACUCGGAAGGUCACCCUCGUGUCGCAGGAGGGCGAUGAGUUUGAUGUCGAUAUCGAGGUCGCCUCCAUGAGUGCGCUGAUCAAGACAAUGGUGGAAGAGGACAGCGAUUGCCAAGAGAGCAUCCCUCUACCCAACGUGGAAACGUGCAUUCUUAAGAAAAUCAUUGAAUACUGUGAACAUCACUACAACAAUCCUCCCGAGGAAAUCCCCAAGCCGCUGAAGUCGUCCAACCUUGCUGAAGUUGUCAGCGAAUGGGACUUCCAGUUUAUCAACGAAAACAGUGACCAGAAGAUUCUGUUUGCCCUCAUUCUGGCCGCGAACUACCUCAAUAUCAAACCCUUGCUGGAUCUCAGCGUCGCGAAGGUGGCGACGAUGAUCAAGGCCAAGACACCGGAAGAAAUCCGAAGAAUUUUCAACAUCGUCAACGACUUCACUCCCGAGGAGGAAGCUCAGGUGCGCGAGGAGAACAAGUGGUGCGAAGACGCGUGA
Molecule: messenger RNA, 513 nt
Organism: Neospora caninum
Lineage: Eukaryota; Apicomplexa; Conoidasida; Eucoccidiorida; Sarcocystidae
Product: protein F46A9.4, confirmed by transcript evidence, related
Exons: 4
Coding region: 1-513 (170 amino acids)
Biological process (GO): SCF-dependent proteasomal ubiquitin-dependent protein catabolic process
Cellular component (GO): cytoplasm; nucleus
Molecular function (GO): cullin family protein binding
Source: RefSeq, a predicted model, not a curated record